CCAGACUUUAUUUAUACUUUGUUCGCGACACGAUCAACUAGUCACCCUAUCGCUUGACCAAUCGUGUACCUUCGCCAAGGGGAAAAAAUAACAAAGCAAUCCAGCAAGGAGGUCGACAAAAAGAACGAAUUGAAACGCUCGGCUAAGGUGUACCAAAUUUUCUCAAGUGAACAACAUUUCCUGGUGGUUGUUGAAAUUUUAGUGCGAAAUUACGGCUAUCAUACAAAUUCGUAUCACUUUUUGGUUCGGAAAAAACCCUCUGGCUGCCCAAAGUUCGAAGUAAAAUAAAAUUGCGACGUUGUGAGCUGCAUUUAUAAAGUGUUUUCUCCUUGAGUGGCCAACCCCAUUCAUUGCCCAUCCAUCCCUAAAGCAACGGAGCAAAUGAAAAUGAAGAUGCCCGACAACAAUAUUGGCGGAAGCAGUUCGAACAGCUAUACACACAUCACGAUAAAUGCUGGAAACGUGUUCAACCGAGGCGGAGGAGGAGACGCUGACACCGCACGUAACACCGGGGUCCAAUAUCCGAAUGAUCCGUACGAUUCGGACGCGGACAGUUUGAGCACACCACCAAACGAGGAAAGCACUGGCACAGCGGACGAUUUUGCUGAGUACAUGUGGAUGGAAAACGAGGAUGAGUUUGAUAUGCAAGAGAUGCAGCGACUAGAAGAGGAAGAGCUGAUGGACCAAUGCAUCGAGGCGAUGAUGAUGGAUGAAAUGGCUUCCGCCGAAAUUAUGGCAUCGGCGACACUGGUCGGAAAUGUACCAAGGGAAAGUGGUUUAGUGAACAUCCUGUCGAGUUUACAGCUCGAUAAAGACCAGCAGCAGCAGCAGAUGAUCCGUCAACCUAAGGAUGUUAACGUUGAAAAAUCGACACUUAACCCGCUGGCCGCCGAAUUUGUGCCAUCGUUCGUACAGCGAACCCUCGUCGCUCCAACGUCUUACUGAAUUUUGUCGGAUGUAAAACAUCGAAAAGGUAUGCAAAUACUCAAUGCGAGCAAAAAGUGUAAAAUGGGCGAUUUACUAUUUUAUUAUAAUUGCCUUAUUCUUUGUACGGCGAACGUUUGUAAUGUAAUGCAUAAACAUAGAUCUAAUAACGUUUAACAGUCCUACUGCUGUAGCUGCAAUGGAAAUGGUGAUACAAUUUGCGUAUACUUUUCAGUGAAAAGUAACAAUUUAGACACGUCGUCCGGACGACGACGAUAUUCGCGCACCGAGCAUUCGGCAGAUACCUGCAUACUGGUGUCUUGCUGCCUUUGUACUUACGAAGGACGAUCUCUGUAUUUUGGUUAGUUGAGUAGUACGCAACACAUGUGUGCUGGUUUUUGGUAGCAUACAAUAGAACGAUUUUUAACACACUCGCUAGCAUCACACGCGAAUGGUGAUGGGCGCAUGCCGAGUGCGAACAAACGCUCUUCCAUUGUGGCAACGAAUUUGAAUACUUAUUACUUACGUAGCUUUACUUGCCCGGUCAGGGUGUACCAUUUUUUUCUAUUGGAGGCGUAGGACUUUUAAUGUUGUUUACGGUGCAAUGCUAAACGUUACAUCCUUUAUGCUACCGCAAACGGAAACAGUUGCUUGGUUGUGGUGUUUUCAUCACUCGCGUGUGCAAAAAACGUCCAACAUUAUUACUAUCGUGCGUUGGGUAGUGCAGGUACCUUUUUUAUGUUUCAGCCAUUAAAAAAAAAGAACAACUUUUUCUUCCUCUUUAAUGAAUUUCUCAAAAUUAUUCACCUUUGCGCUCGUGUACACUAAACAAAAUGUCGAAAAGCAAAUUUAUCGGUUCCAUAGUGGCCGUGUUUCAUCAUUAGAUCAUUGUUAGUGAUUAGUCGUAAGCAGGCGGUCGUUGCAGUAUUGCCACUAAACCGUAACUCACAAAAAAAGUAUAAAAAGUCAACAAGAAAAGUCUGCUGUAUGUGUUAGUAUUACGAUUGUUCGUGGCAAAACAGGAAAGUGCAAAAAAAUCAUGCUGGCUUAACAAGGAAAGGCGAUCGAAUUUGCCACAGAAAUCGAACAUUUCUUUCGUUACUAGAAAGGAUAAUGUUUCAACUGUGAUACGAUUAUCGUUGAUUCAUAUCCACUGUCGGGAUUAAGUCAAAGCAUUAAUAGGUAUGUAUUUUUCUUGCCUGCCGGUCUCUUAUCUACGUGCGAAGCAUGUUGAUUUUUAGGAUUUCUGUUUGUUUUUCCUAAUUUCACAAACCUCGACGUGCACCAGUCGUUCGUAGCGCAAUAGAGUUGCAAUAGAGUUCCGCUUGCAUUUACAAUCGGGAUGUAUGGAUCCCCCUUGUACGCAUAUGGAUGGAAGGUGGUACAAAAAUCCGAUGGUUUUUUUUAAAGGUCGGGUACACAUAAGUUUUUUUUAGCGUCUAUGAUUUUAGCCUAAAUACGCAACAAUAAGAAAGCAACAUGACACGACAAUUAGAUCUAGUGCUGCAACAGCAAAACGAAAAAAAAUAAGAUAAAAUAAGCGCAAACAGGUUAUUUAGAGCGAAUCGAGUUUUAAGUGUAACGAAAUCCUAAUUGUGUGAUAGUUUAGAAAAAAAAUGGUCAAAACCGUUAAAAAAAUGAAAUAAAACAGACUGCACUAGAGUCUUCAAAUAAACGAAA
Messenger RNA from Anopheles funestus (African malaria mosquito), 2604 nucleotides. RefSeq lists its product as uncharacterized. Gene Ontology annotation, biological process: negative regulation of translational initiation. NCBI's taxonomy places the organism in Eukaryota, Metazoa, Arthropoda, Insecta, Diptera, Culicidae. The coding region runs from base 382 to 945 and encodes 187 amino acids. The transcript has 3 exons. The record is from RefSeq and is a predicted model, not a curated record. Gene Ontology annotation, molecular function: mRNA regulatory element binding translation repressor activity. Gene Ontology annotation, cellular component: cytoplasm.